This is a messenger RNA of Hyla sarda, 6657 nucleotides long. RefSeq lists its product as uncharacterized. The transcript has 2 exons. The record is from RefSeq and is a predicted model, not a curated record. The coding region runs from base 87 to 2462 and encodes 791 amino acids. NCBI's taxonomy places the organism in Eukaryota, Metazoa, Chordata, Amphibia, Anura, Hylidae.
AGGUCCUAUUUCCUGGUAGGAUUUGGUAUCCGCCCUCGGGAGUACUGGUGUUUGUAGUGUAUAUAUGAGCGGAGAUAUAGUCGGCCAUGGAGGCAGGGACUUCAGAUUCUGUUUAUCCACCUUUUAAGCGUCCACCUGAUGAUGAUUUAAUAGCAGUGGAAGAAAAAAGAUUUUGCCCUAUAAAUAUGGAUAUAAUCAAGAAAGAAAUCAAAGAUGAGGAUGAAUCGGACUGCUGUGAAGAGGCUUGGUUAAAAGGCUUUGGCCUGUACAGCGAGGAUGUUACACAGUCAAGCAGCCAUUCCCAUGAAGCUGAUAUGAGCUUGAAUGCCUUUGCUGAAGAAGUGUUUGAUUCCAACACACAUUACCAUUGUCCCAUAGAUGAGAACACAACAAAAUUUUUUGAUGUUGAUAAGCCGUUUCAGCCAUCUGCAGAAUUUGUGCCUCCACAGUGUUUUGGAACCAGAAAACUGAGGUUCCAGAGUGCUUGGUAUACAGAUUUCCCAUGGCUUCAUUAUAACCCCCAGUUGAAAGGCGUUCUUUGUUUUACUUGUGGAAAAGCUGAGAGCAUGGGUCUUCUGGGUUCUACUCGAAGAAGAGAUUCUGUAUUUACAGCUGUAGGGUUUUCCAAUUGGAAAAAGGCUCGUGAAAAGUUUGGAUCUCACCAGAAGUCUAAAAGCCAUGAGUUUGCCACUUGGAAAUUAAUGCAUGCCUUACAGAAUCAGAAGAGAGAAGCAGCUUUGGAACAGCAGCGGAAAGUAAGACAGGCUAUUCCACCUCUCUGCUUGAACAAGCUGAUUUCUUCAGUGCGCUUUUUGAUUCAUAGAGGACACACAUUUCAAAGUCAUGAAUCCAUUGAAGAGAGUUUGUUUGAACUACUAAAAUUUUUAGGUCAGGAUAAUGAUGCCUUCAAAUAUUGGCUCAUGACUAACCAGAAUUUCACUAGCCCAGAAAUCCAACAUGAAAUUAUUGGCUUAAUGAGCCAUGAGAUCACAUCCUUAAUCACAAGAGAAGUGAAUCAAGGCUCAAUGUACUACUCUAUAAUAAUAGACAGCAUUCAGAAUCCUGAAUCGCAGCAGCUGAGCCUCUUUUUGCGAUUUUUGGAUUCAGACCUGCAUCCUCAAGAGGAAUUUAUUGGCUUUCUUGAUCCAGUGGAGAACACCGGUACUUCUGCUGCAAAUCUUAUCCUAGAUAUUCUUGAUCGACAUUCUUUGCCUAUUGAUCUUCUAAGAGGAAUUGCAUUUGGGGAAUCGCCUUUCUCAUCUCUUUGCUACAUGGAGUCACAGGCUUUGCUAAAACAAAAACAGCCUUUAGCCAGGUUCGUCCAUUGUGGAGCUCCUUGUGGCAGUUUCUUGGCCAAAAAUGCUAGCCAUACCAGUCCUAUUCUGCAGCAGGCUUUAUAUUCUGUAAAUGAUCUGUGCAAAUUAUUUAGCAAAACAUCAAAGUUUAAAUUUUUGUUUGCAGAGGUGACCUCAAAUGUCACAGGUCAUACAAGGCUCUUAUGUUCUUCCAAGUGGUAUGUUAACCUGGCACUGAUAAAUACUGUUAUUCAACACUAUGGCUUGAUCGUAGAAGGUCUACGAGAAAUGCAGACACAAGCAGGUGUUACUGGUGUAAGAGCUCAUGUUUUGUUGCAAGAGUUUAUCGAAGGAAAUACAAUAGUGAGUUUGCUCAUUGUCAGGGCACUACUGGAGUCACUAAAUAUUCUCAGUAUUAAUUUUGACGAUCAGAACAAACUAGUGUUGAACACUUUGAAAAAAGUAAAGAUGGUAAAAGAAAUCCUUACAAGGGUACGUCAAGAAGCUCCCGUGUUAGAUUUCUUAAAACAGGCAGAAGAUUUUGUUCUGAAACUAAAUCUGUCACCUUUAUCCAUUCCACAACAAAGACUGCCGUGUGCUCAGAGUACAGAGGCGGUACAACCACAAAUUGCAGUUUCCAAGGAGGAAUAUUUUAAAACUGAGUAUUUCAGGGUGAUUGAUGCUAUUAUCUCUCAGCUGGAUAACCAGUUCUUCCAACAAGGCUUUAUGGAAUAUUGCAUUCUGGAAGAUGUUCUGCUUGCUGCAGGAAAAGGAGAAUCUGACAGUGUUAUUGAGCAAAAACUUGGAGUCCUCUCUAAAUAUCCAGAGUUCAACGUUCGCAUGCUAAAGGUCCAGUUAGAAAUGUUUGCUCACAAAAACAGCUACAGUUCUCUGUCGGAAGCUGUAAGCCUUUACAAGUCUGUGAGUCCUGAAGUCAAGGAGUUUUUUAAUGAGCUGGGUAAAUUUUUAAAACUUUUACUUAUCAUUCCAGUGAGCACAAUGGAGAGUGACCAGAUUUGUGGCCCCUUUCAAAGACUGAAAACUUUGUUAAAGUUUACCACUGCAGAGACCCGCUCAAAUGAUGUGGCUAUAUGCUAUGUGAAUGAGACCCGAUUAGAUAACCUGUGUUUAGAAAGUAUUGCACACACCUUUGUUCACGGCUCUUGAUCGCUCAGUUACUCACUUUGUAAUGGUUUUGAAUGGCUAUUAAAUUGUUAGUCUUAAAUCCUAAGGCCACCACCCUGCAUUUUACAAGACUAUUAAUGUGUACAUAUACAAAGUCAUCCUGAACAAAUGACACCCGAUGUUCAAAGAACUGCAUCAAAGCUCUUUUCGAAGGAAUGGGCAGCCCCAAUGGAGGUCUUUCCAGUUGGACUCUAUUAGGAAGUGAUGGUGAAUUCUAGAUUUAAAGGAUCACUUCUUAUACUAGGUACAGCCAUGACAUCCUUUGUGAAUAAAAAUCCCACCUACUUUUUUUUUUUUCCAGCUGUUUCAAAUGCAGAGGGGUAAAAUAUAAAAAGAUACUAAUAUUUUUGUGAAGCAAUUGGUGAACCAGAACUGAUGCUGCAGCUAUUUGAGCAUUGACACCUCAAGUAUUCUGCUCAAACAUAGGAAUGUGAAGUUACAUUGCCCCCAUCAUCUUUAUAAGACAUUUACCAGGCUUUGUAACUAACAUAGUUGCCUUUGUCAGGGCCCAAGGUUUUGGGUAAUAUUUUAUGCUCUGGCUUAUUCAUUGUAAAUACUCACUGGCUAAAUCUUAGUACAACCUUUAUAAUACUUGUAAGCCUUUUUCUUUUUUUCUUUUUCCUUUUUUUUAAUUACUCAUUGUGCCAUUACUCAAUGUAUAUUAUGAUCAUUAUAAACUUGUCAUGUUGAACACACUGUCUUAUUUGCACGUGUUCCACAUGACACAGUUCAGCAGAUUAUUGUAUUUUCAAAAAAGAGAGAGAAAAUACACAAGGGGCGCUCCCUGUAGAGGUAUUGUCACUGGCGUGCUCCCUCCACCCCACCAAAGUGAUAUACCGACCUUAGUAGUAGUAGUAGCUGCACCAAAAAGUGCAACAGUGAUGAUGGCAGAGAUGAUUACAGGUACUGGUUGCUGCGCUCCGACCGGUAUCGGGCUCCACGGUUGGAGGCUGAUAUAUAAUGAUGGUAGGGGGGCAGUAGGCUAAAAAAACUGUUUGGGAGGUGCUGCGCAUAUUAUUAAACAACGAGGCAAGACACGAGCAGCACAGGACAACAAAUAUUUUUUAUUUCGUUAAUAGGGACAAUGCGUUUUGGCAUUCACUAAUGCCUUCCUCAGGUCCACAAACAGUUCCCAAUUUCCCAUGUUCAGAUUUGACUGCGUGCUGGGGUGCUGGUCUGGACGUCCUGGCGGGUAGCUGUGCUGCUGCAGUCCUGCAGCUUUUUAGGAUGGUUUUUAUAGGACUUGAAAUAUGUUUUGGUUUAAAUCCCUUCUUACCUAAGCCCUGAGGUGGUUUUUACUGAAUAUUUUGUACUUUAUGUAUACAAGCUCACACAGGGCUUUCAUUCUUUGAGUGAAAUUAUCUACUAUGCUUUUGAGGUCGCAGCAGGAAUUUUAAGCGAUUGGGCACUUUCUAUUCAAUGUACUGUAUAGAAAAACCUUUUUAUAUCCCUUACUUAAAAGUACUCGAAUAGUCUGUCCCAUUAUCCACACAUCUGAAGAUCCACCAUUUUUGCUGCCACAUCCCUCUGUGCAGACUGGACGUCUGUCCACAAAAUGGCUACACAUGGACAUGCGUCAAUUAGUGUUCUCUAUAGCAUUAUCCUGCACAUAGAUAACUAUCACUGGUGCAGUGGAGGUUGUGCAUGGUUACAUGCUCCUCCAUGAGGACAAAGGAGGGCUGUCUGGACUGCACAUAAGAGAUAAGGGCAGCAGGGGUGCAAUAUUUCACAUCUAUGCAUAAUGGGGCACAUCAAGAAUAAAGUGUCAUUAAGUGACUUACUGUAAGUGUUACAAUGUGGUUCUAUACAAAAAGUAGAAAGUGUGCAACCCCUUUUAAAUCAAGAAAUACCUUGUUAAACGUAAUUAAUUACUAACCUGAACUUCCAAUAUUAUAUGCAGGUUAAAGACAGCUUGUUUAAUGUGAUAAGCAAUACCUUAAAUAUCAUGAGACUUUGACACCACCAAUACCCUGGGCAAUACAUUGAAACAUCUUCAAGGGAUAUUUUCAUUUCAAGUUAUCCUCUAUCCAUAGGAUAGGGGAUACAUUUUGUAUUGGUGGGGGUUCAAAUACUUAGAGCCCCGAGUAAACUAAGCUGGCCAUGCCUGCGCGGCCACUGCUCCAUACAUUCUUUAUGGGCUUUCUGAAUGUUGCCGAGCACCACAUUUGCCAGCUUUUGGGCAUGUGUUGCCCACUCCGUCCAUUUGGGGCUCCAGUAUCCCAACCAGUGCCCAAUUAUGUCCUAUGCAUAGGGGAUAACUUGAUGAAAUAAUACUUUUUUUUUUAGGGUGUAUUGACAUGUACAAUAUCCUCCUUCAUUUGAAGCAUAAAUCUUCAACGUAUGGUUCUCAAGGUGCUUGAACUGUGACAUAGUGUGAAAUCCUUUGACUGAUUCCCUGUAGCUUUACCUAUUACAAUAUUUUUCUGGGUUUAUAAAAAAAAAAAAAAAAACGCAGGUAUUGCAGUAGAGAUGAUUGUAAGAUUUUUAUGUGAUGGCGAUCUGUGCCCUAGAAGAGAAGUGGAAGUCAUCUCUGGGAGUAAAGUCUGUUACUAUUCUAUUUUUAUACAUAUGUAAGUGUAACUAUUUUGACUGUUUUUCCUUCUGUAAAACGUCAUUCCUAUUUUGCCAUUUUUAUUACCUUUAAAGCGUGUGUCAUUUGUUAAAUCUCUUGACGUGUCAUCUAGACAAGUCAAAAGUCUAGAUUGCAUUGGUUCUUACUCCUGAGUCCCACUGUUAUUGUAAGUUACAGUCCGGCGAAGAGCACUGCUGAGCACUUAACUCCCUGGCUGUAUCUCAAACCAGACUCUUUCACAUAGGCUAUAAUACAGUGAAUGAGUUGCACAGGGUGACUGACCCAAGCAGUAAUCAUGGUGGAUCUCAGGACUGAGACGACUUGUCAAAAGUUUUCACAAAUGAUGGUUCAAUGUCUUUGAAUACUAUUUUAUAUGAAAUGUUUUAUAAUCUGCUUUAAAGCAUACUUGUCAUGACAAAAUGAAAUAUGUUUUUGGUUUAUCCAUAAAAACGCUAGGAUUUUUUUUUUCUGCUAUAGUGAGAAAAGCCUAGUUCAGCUCUACACUCACUGGCCACUCUAUUAGGUAUACCUCAAUAGUACGGUGGUGGACCCCAUUCUGCCUUCAAAACUGCCUUUUAUUCUUUGUGGCAUACUUUACACCACUACCAGCCUGAACUAUUGAUACAAGAUAGGAUGGAUACAUGCUGUCAUGUUUUGUACCCCAAAUUCUGACCCUGCCAUCUGAAUGUCACAGAUGGAUUUGAAACUCAGUAGGCCAGGCACUGUCCGUAGGCAUGAGUGGCAUCGUGUGUUGUCAUUUUCUUCUGCGGUCCAUCUGCUUCAAGGUUCAAUGUUUUGUGAGUUUAGAGAUGGUAUUUUGAAUACCUUGGUUGUAAUGAGUAGUUAUUUCAGUUACUGUUGCCUUUCCAGUCUGCCCAUUCUCCUCUGACAAGACAUUUUUGUCCACACAACUGCAGCUUAAUGGAUAUCUUCUCUUUUUCAGACAAUUCUUUCUAAACCUUGAGAUGGUAGUAAAUGAAAAAUCCCAGUAGAUCAGCAUUUCUAAAAUACUCAGGCCAGCUGUCUGGCACCAACAAUCGUGACAAAGUUACUUAAAUCCCCAUUCUUACCUAUUCUGAUGCUCAUUGUUAACUUCAACACGUUGUCUUGACCAUGUCUACAUGCCUGAUUAGCUAUUUGUGUUAAACAAUUGAACAGGUGUACCUAAUAAGGUAGCCAUUGAGUGUUUGCUAAGCCGCAGGCACCCUGUAUUUGCCCGAAUGGGACAGAGGAGUCCUUUAUGGAGAGGAAUUAGAGAAAGUAAGGGAGGCAGACAGAAAACAUUUAACUUUUCAUUUAGAAUGGUAAACUGGAAGAAUCUGGCAAUGUUGCAAUCCACACUGGGUUACAGCUUCAGAGUACAGUGCUGGUACAGAACCAUUCAAGCACUCACUUGGGCAUGUCUUUAUUUGUAAAUUUUUAUCUAUAGUGCUUGUUUUAGGUAACUUUUUUUUCUGUGAGCACCUUUUUGUUUUAAAAUGCUAGUAAAAGUAUAUACAACCACAAUCCACAUUCUAUAGUGUUUAGUAUUGCUUCUGCACUUUUCAGGUCCUUGCUACUGCUGGUAUUUAGAUAUGUGUACCAAUAAAGUUAAGACUUGUGGCA